GUUUAUUGUGGCCGUUUCUACAGCUGUGGCUGGCGUUUUACAGUGAGAGUUCGACCGUUCCCCGGAAUGACGUUCCGCGAUUGCUCAUGUAAACACAAAACACAGAUCCGAUUAGGCAGUGGUCUCAGCGAUGUGGUGUUUUAUUAACAUUGAAAUAAAUUAAGUUAAGAGGUUGUUUUUGAUUUUCCCUUUCACGUUUGUUUGGAAUUUAAUAAUAUUUUCCAUUGAAAAUUACAACAUACGUAAAAAACCUCAAGAAAUACGAAAAUAGCCCGAGUAGCGCCUCCCAAGACAACAACCACCGCCGUCAGUGAGUGUUUGUGGCCGAGAACACAGCCUAACCAAAACAAAGCGCCCAGCUCCAGGAACGUUCACCGUAUCGCUUGCCGUUCCGGGCUAGCAGUGCCUUCAUUUCUGUUCACCCGUUUUGGUUUAUUUGUUUCGGCCCCACUCUAAAAGCAGAAAAAAAAUCCAUCAUCCCCCACCAUAUCCGUGCGGCGUAUGAUUCUAGCUGGAAGUAAGCUAACACACUCGCACUACACACUAGUGGAAGCUAACAAGCGGUCAAACAAACCGAGAACCCGGUCCGCGGUAGCCGCCAUCCAGUCAGUCCAGAGUCACCCGGUACAUAAGAACCGCGCAAUCUCUAUCUGAAUCUCACAGUCAUCGGCACGUGCCCCGUCUGAAGAUGAUUACCGCCCGGGCACUUCAUUAUGUGCUUAAGAUUGGUAAUCGAGCCAGGAAUAUUUUGUUCUUCCGCGAUGUACUGGGCAUGAAGGUUCUACGUCACGAAGAAUUUACGCAAGGUUGCGAUGCCGCUUGCAACGGACCGUACGAUAACCGGUGGAGCAAAACGAUGAUCGGUUACGGGCCGGAAUCGUCCAACUUCGUGAUCGAGCUAACGUACAACUACGGUGUGCAGGAGUACGCGCUGGGAAAUGAUUUGGCCGGUCUAACGGUUGCGUCCCCCGGUGCCCUAGAGCGGGCCCGUGCCCACGACUUCCCGGUAGAGCAAUCGGCCGCUGGACAACCGUCCGUUUUACGCUCACCGGACGGGUAUCCGGUGUUUGUGGUGCCCGGUACCGAAUCGCAGGUGCAGCGUGUCGCUCUAAACGUAACGGAUCUGGCCAAAGCACGCUGCUACUGGGCGGACACGCUUGGUAUGGUACCGAUCGGUACCGUACCUAACCCGGAACAUCGGUUGGAUCUUUCGUACGAUCAGGGUAAGUUCGUGUUGGAGCUGCGUCAGUCUACCGUCGCGUUGGACCGUGCCAAGGCGUACGGUCGCAUAGCGUUCGCGGUACCGUACGACGUGCAGCCACGGAUUGAUGAGCUGAUCCAGAAGGCGGGUGGUACCAUCCUGACGCCGCUGAUUACGCUCGACACACCCGGCAAGGCGUCGGUACGCGUUAUCAUACUGGCCGAUCCGGACGGGCACGAAAUUUGCUUCGUCGAUGAGGAAGGUUUCUCCGCCCUGUCCGCCGUUGAUCCGGAGAGCAACGCGGCACUGGACAAGUACAUCGGUAAGGAUCCGUUUCAGAAGUAGAACCGGGUGACGGUGGUGUGACCCAUCACACACAUUCCCCAGCUAAAUGGCAACGUUAAUUCGCGUCGGAAAACUAAUGAAUUGUACAUGAAACGUUUGUUGAUAAAUAAACGACAGAUCAUUAAUCGGAUGAUAUUAGAUCGAAACGAUAAAAAAA
Molecule: messenger RNA, 1703 nt
Organism: Anopheles stephensi (Asian malaria mosquito)
Lineage: Eukaryota; Metazoa; Arthropoda; Insecta; Diptera; Culicidae
Product: glyoxalase domain-containing protein 4
Exons: 3
Coding region: 689-1546 (285 amino acids)
Source: RefSeq, a predicted model, not a curated record